Messenger RNA from Protobothrops mucrosquamatus (brown spotted pit viper), 1458 nucleotides. Its product is annotated as 3-beta-hydroxysteroid-Delta(8),Delta(7)-isomerase. Gene Ontology annotation, molecular function: steroid Delta-isomerase activity; C-8 sterol isomerase activity; cholestenol delta-isomerase activity. Gene Ontology annotation, biological process: cholesterol biosynthetic process. Gene Ontology annotation, cellular component: membrane; endoplasmic reticulum. The transcript is spliced from 4 exons. Lineage: Eukaryota; Metazoa; Chordata; Lepidosauria; Squamata; Viperidae. Bases 120 to 785 code for a protein of 221 amino acids. The record is from RefSeq and is a predicted model, not a curated record.
UUUAGGGAACGGACGAGAAGCGUUUGGUGCAGAAGUUUUGCGUGAUACGGUGGGUCAUUUUCUACCAGAAGAAGCCCUUGCCUUUUUUACUGGCUCAACUCACACUUUCUCAACCCACUAUGGUUCUGGAAGCAAAACCCAAUGUUGUCCACCACCCAUACUGGCCUCGGAAUUUGGAACUCCAAAAUUACAUCCCAAAUGACCGACCCACAUGGCAGCUCUUGACAUUCAUAUUUUCUACUUCAGGAAUUCUCUUGCUAUUGACUUGGUUUGUAGCAGGUUGGCGAAGCAAGACAUGGGGCCCUUUUGGAACUUGGCGCACCUUGAUCAUUUGCUGGUUUACCAUCUGUGCUUUUAUUCAUGGUGUCAUCGAAGGCUGGUUUAGCCUUUACCAUAUGGAAAUCCCAGGGGAUCAAUCCUUUCUCUCUUUUUGUAUCUGCAGGUCAAGUAGUUUCAUAGUUUGCAUGGAAACCAUCACUGCCUGUUUUUUGACUCCCCUCAGUCUUUGGACUGCAGUCGCAUUUCUUUCACGCCAGUCCCAUCGAUACGUGUUGCAGCUAGUGGUGUCACUAGGUCAACUAUAUGGUGACGUUCUGUACUUCUACACUGAAUACCGUGAUGGCUUUCACCAUAGUGAGAAGUGGCACCCUACCUACUUCUGGUUUUACUUUGUCUUUCUGAAUGGUCUGUGGAUUAUCAUUCCCUCUAUUCUCAUCUGGGAUGCCUGGAAGCACCUCAGUGGUUGCCAGAGAGUAAUGGAUGCCAACAAGGUCAAGAAACAUUGAUGUUUUGCACAGGAGGUCAUAUUGGAUGGUACUUCUAGCCAUUCAGAGGUUGAUCUUGUAUUCCUCCUGUUCCUCUGCACUUGUUUAGAUAUUUUCUGUGAUUUCUCUCUGUUUGAUGGUGGUUAUUCUCUUCUUUAAAUAUUCAUAGCUCUUAAACUAUGAGCUUAAAAUUAAGACUGCAGUUUUAUCUUCAUGAAGGGUUUUUUUUAAAUCGGGAGAUUUUAUUUCUAAAUAAAUGUUAUUAGGAUCAAGUGACUCAGCUAAUACUAGUCAGUAUUGAACUGAGCCCUGCUGUAGACUAUAUUGCUUUGUUUCUCUUGAUACCUGCAGCUAUGAUCACAUAAGCCUGCAAGGAGGGCCCCACAUCUAGCAUUCAUAACAUUGAAGUAGAGAGACACUGUGGGAAUCAUUCAGUCUUAUUCUCAGAUCAAGUAGAAGGUAGCGUUAGAAGGGCUGGCAACUUGCUUCUGUCCACAAAAAGUGAUUCAGCUACUUGCCUUGAAGAUUCUUUUUGUUCCCAUGUAGAAUUAGUCAGUGAAUGGCUUAAACUGGGAAAUAGUAUCUGACAGCUGUCGCUCAAGAAUUAUAAAUACUUCGAGGUAGAGCAAAGAGGAAGCUAUUAGAUGUCCAUACCUGAACUAUGCAGAAUAGUAAAUACUUUGAUAUCACCACU